AUGGCAACACCUCGACAUAUUUAUGUUAUUCGACAUUGUGAAAGAGAAGAUGAUGUUAAUCGAGUUUGGUAUUUCAACAGUCAUUUUACGAGAGACAAUCCUCCACUUUCUGAAAGAGGUUUGGUACAAGCAAAUGAUUUGAAUCAAGAAUUUAAGAAGAUACACAUCGAUUAUUGCUUUUCUUCACCAUACGAGCGAUGUAUUCAAACCUCAGCUAAAAUAUUGGAAGGCCGGUCAAAUUGUUUAAUAAAUGUUGAACCUGGUUUUUUGGAGUUAGGGAGUCUGGAGAGAAGCGGCCAACGUAUGAAAAAGAUAGAGAAUUGGCUACAAGAUAUCCGAAUAUCAAUUUACGCUAUAAGCCGUUAUAUCUUUCGCCAGCAGAGGAAGAGGUUUGGUUCUUUGAUGUUUUUAAUUAGGUGGAGAUUGUGUGUAUUUUUUGGUGUUCCCAGAGUUUUUAAUUAG
Messenger RNA from Meloidogyne enterolobii, 462 nucleotides. The record is from the annotation of a GenBank genome assembly. Lineage: Eukaryota; Metazoa; Nematoda; Chromadorea; Rhabditida; Meloidogynidae.